Messenger RNA from Aureobasidium melanogenum CBS 110374, 642 nucleotides. Its product is annotated as DUF1014-domain-containing protein. The record is from RefSeq and is a predicted model, not a curated record. Gene Ontology annotation, cellular component: nucleus. NCBI's taxonomy places the organism in Eukaryota, Fungi, Ascomycota, Dothideomycetes, Dothideales, Saccotheciaceae. The coding region runs from base 1 to 642 and encodes 213 amino acids. Gene Ontology annotation, biological process: transcription by RNA polymerase II. The transcript is spliced from 3 exons. Gene Ontology annotation, molecular function: transcription coactivator activity.
AUGGCUAAGGGAGAGAACAGCAAGAAGGCCGCAGGCAACGCGAAGAAGGCCGAGGUCGCCGCCCAGAAGCAGGCAGUCGAAAACGCAAAGAAGGCCAAGGAGGAAGAUAAGGAAUGGGCCAAGGGCGCAAAGGACAACUCCAAGGCUAAUGCCGCCGCUGAAAAGAAGGCCGAAGCUGAACGCAAGAAGGCCGAAAAGGCAGCUCUCCAAGCCGAAGAAGACGCCUCUCUCCCCUCUAAGAAGGGCGGAAACGCCAAAACCGCACAAAAGAAGUCCCGCGGCCUGGACCUGUCUGGUCUCGAUGGACCUUCCUCGCUCUCCGCUCUCUCCGCAACCGGUAUCGACAAUGCCCUGGACGCUUUGUCUUUGACUGGAGGCAGCUCAGACAAGAUCGACCGUCACCCUGAACGCCGCUUCAAGGCCGCCUACACCCAAUACGAAGAACGCCGCUUGGAAGAGAUGAAAGACGAGAAGGGUUUGCGCCGCCAGCAAAAGAUCGAGCAGAUCAGAAAGGAAUUCGAGAAGCACCCCGACAACCCCUUCAACCAAGCCAAUGCUUCCUACAACAGCACAAGAGAGGACGUGGAGGCUAUCCGCCAGAACGAAAAGGCAAAGAUCGAGAAGAGACUUGGCGGUCCUUGA